AUGACGAUUAGUGUAGAUCAUAUUCGUUUUGGGGUCGGCAUUGCCGGCAAUAUCUUAUCGUUCGUUCUCUUCGCUUCACCAAUGCCAACAUUUAAAAGAAUCAUCAUGAACAAAUCAGUAGAGGAGUUCCACCCGUACCCAUACUUAGCAUCAGUAAUGAACUGUAUGACGUGGAUUUACUACGGCAUGCCUUUUGUUCAUCCACACAGUGUUCUUGUUGUCACCAUCAACAGUGUUGGUCUCUUCUUGCAGUUGUGUUAUCUUUCCAUAUUUUUCUUCUACACCGGCAAAAAAUACAGGGUACACAUAGUUGGCAUAUUGUUAGCUGAAAUCGUGGGGGUGGCUGCCAUCGUAGCUGGAACCAUGAUAGGCUUGCACACCUACGCAAGUAGAACCAUGGUCGUGGGAAUUCUUGCUACCAUCUUUGGAAUUUGUAUGUAUGGAGCCCCUCUAUCAGUCAUGUACAAGGUAAUCAAAACAAAGAGCGCUGAAUCCUUGCCAUCGGCGCUUUCCAUUGCAUGCUUCCUUAAUGGAGUCUGUUGGGCCAUCUAUGCUCUCCUCAAGUUUGACCCCUACAUCUUGACUGGAAACGGAGUUGGAGCACUAUUAGCUGUCAUUCAGCUGGCCCUGCUCUUUAUUUACCACAGUCCGCCUAAAGAGGAUGAGAAGCCAUCUAAUGUGGAGCUGGCACACAUCGUUUGAUUUUCCCAAACUCUCAACAGAAGACUGUUGAUCCCCUUAGAUUUUGUUUUUACUUUUUUCUGUCAUUCCCUUCCAAUUUUGCCCGGGAAUACGGAUUUAUGCGGCAUUUACUUUAGUAAUUCAGUUUUUGUAAGUACUGUUAGUAGAUUCAUUAACUCAGUUAGUAAGUAAUUUUUUUCUUUAUUCUUUAUCUGUUGUUUUUCUUUAUACUGGGCAUGCAAUAGAGAGCACAUAUAAUCUUCACGUUGUUUCUCUUAACUUCCAUGAUUGCUGGCCUUUUCUACGUACUUUCAAUAACUGAGCAAUGUAUGGUUUCUAACAACUCAAAGUUGAGCAA
This is a messenger RNA of Lycium barbarum (goji berry), 1039 nucleotides long. RefSeq names its product bidirectional sugar transporter SWEET6a-like. Gene Ontology annotation, molecular function: sugar transmembrane transporter activity. NCBI's taxonomy places the organism in Eukaryota, Viridiplantae, Streptophyta, Magnoliopsida, Solanales, Solanaceae. The transcript has 6 exons. The coding region runs from base 1 to 702 and encodes 233 amino acids. The record is from RefSeq and is a predicted model, not a curated record. Gene Ontology annotation, cellular component: membrane. Gene Ontology annotation, biological process: carbohydrate transport.